This is a messenger RNA of Herpailurus yagouaroundi (jaguarundi), 1702 nucleotides long. RefSeq names its product KDEL endoplasmic reticulum protein retention receptor 3 (gene KDELR3). The record is from RefSeq and is a predicted model, not a curated record. Lineage: Eukaryota; Metazoa; Chordata; Mammalia; Carnivora; Felidae. Gene Ontology annotation, biological process: protein retention in ER lumen. The transcript is spliced from 5 exons. The coding region runs from base 124 to 789 and encodes 221 amino acids. Gene Ontology annotation, molecular function: ER lumen protein retrieval receptor activity. Gene Ontology annotation, cellular component: membrane.
CGGAGCGCGGGACCCAGAGCCCGGCCCGGGGACGUGGCAGCCGCCUCUCCCGGCAGAAAGUUUCCCAGGAGUUGGCCGCGCGCGGUGCGGGGGCGGGGGUGGGGGCCGCCCGCCCGGGGAACCAUGAACGUGUUCCGGAUCCUCGGCGACCUGAGCCACCUCCUGGCCAUGAUCUUGCUCCUGGGGAAGAUCUGGAGGUCCAAGUGCUGCUCCGGUGAGGGUCGCCCGGGCGGAGGCAUCUCUGGGAAGAGCCAGAUCCUUUUUGCUCUCGUCUUCACCACCAGGUACCUGGACCUGUUCACCAACUUCAUCUCCGUCUACAACACAGUGAUGAAGGUGGUUUUUCUCCUCUGUGCCUACGUCACAGUGUACAUGAUCUAUGGGAAAUUUCGGAAAACAUUUGACAGUGAGAAUGACACGUUCCGCCUGGAAUUUCUUCUGGUCCCUGUCAUUGGUCUCUCCUUCCUUGAGAACUACAGUUUCACUCCCUUGGAGAUCCUCUGGACUUUCUCGAUCUACCUGGAAUCCGUGGCCAUCCUGCCCCAGCUUUUCAUGAUCAGUAAAACCGGAGAGGCUGAGACCAUCACUACUCACUACCUGUUCUUUCUCGGGCUGUACCGGGCACUCUACCUGGCUAACUGGAUCAGGCGGUACCAGACUGAGAACUUCUACGACCAAAUUGCAGUGGUGUCUGGAGUAGUACAAACCAUCUUCUACUGUGACUUCUUCUACUUGUAUGUGACCAAAGUCCUUAAAGGAAAGAAGUUAAGUCUUCCAAUGCCAAUUUGAGGGCCCCACAGAUGGUCCUACGCCUUCACGAGGACACAAUAAACUCUUUGAAAUAGUCUCCUGGACGACUUCUACAGGACUCAGGCCUAAUGUCAGUCAGAAAAAUGCUUAGUGGGGAUAUCUCAGCAGAGCACUGAUCUACGUAGAAGACGUUCUCACCAAUCUCUCCCUUAAAUUAUAGCUGCAGUGAGAAACCCAGGCCAAUUAUACGAGCAUGGUGCCUGUCAGCUGGACAUCAAGAAAUCUUAGGUGCUUAACCCAUAUACGGGUGAAAUAACCUUGCUCUCUAUGGCCCUAGUGUGAGCCUCCCACUAAGGAACAGUCAGUCCCACCUGGAAAGAUGUCUCUCUGUGUAGAAUACAAAUGCCCCCAAAGACCAGACUUCAAGAAACGCAGGCUGCUGUGGCAAUUUUCACUUCCCAGACAGGAGACCAAGUUUAGGCAGGGAUACAAAGCUGAUGGUCUCACAGGGAUGAAGUGUCGUUACUUCACUUCUAACCCGCCUCCAAAAGCCAGACAAAAGCCAAAUAGAUCAGCUUCGGCCAGACUUCAGUAGUUGUGUGCCUCAGCUCUAAAAUGGCCUUGCGUCUUGCCACGGCUACGGCAGCUCCACACGGAGUACUUAAAUCCAAGCAAUAACCUAGGUGGGUACUGCUACCAUGAGGACCAUUCUAUCAGUGAGGAAACCAAUGCUGAAGCCUUAACCUACUAGGUGUCCUGCCUCGUUGCUUUGGGAUUCAAAUCUUCCCGGUAAGACCCAUCAACCCCACCUCCCUUCCACGUUUUUAGGUGCUAAGGUUACUACUCAACCCAACACGCCCCAAACUGGGUCUUGAAGCGAAUAAAAACUGUAAGGCAACUACCGCUGUCCUGUGGUCAGAGAAGUUUUAAGCAAUAAAAAGCUCACACCUUA